Molecule: messenger RNA, 901 nt
Organism: Prunus dulcis (almond)
Lineage: Eukaryota; Viridiplantae; Streptophyta; Magnoliopsida; Rosales; Rosaceae
Product: DNA-directed RNA polymerases II and V subunit 8A-like
Exons: 4
Coding region: 164-598 (144 amino acids)
Biological process (GO): DNA-templated transcription
Cellular component (GO): RNA polymerase I complex; RNA polymerase II, core complex; RNA polymerase III complex
Molecular function (GO): DNA-directed RNA polymerase activity
Source: RefSeq, a predicted model, not a curated record
AGGGGGAAGAUAUUAGCCCCGCAUUAGAAACGCACCGCAUCACACCUUUCCUCUCAUCCUCUCUCUCUCUCUUACCCAGCCAUCGUCUCCAGGACUCGAUCCCACAGGUGGAAAACGCCGUCGUUUUCUGGUGAAACAACAGUCAGUGGUGAGAGACGCAAGGAUGGUUGAUCGUCUGUUCGAGGAUAUAUUUCAGAUUCUGCGACUGAACCCAGAUGGCAAAAAGUUUGAUAAAGUUACUCGAAUCGAAGCAAAGAGUGAGACUUGCGAGAUGUUCAUGCACCUAGAUGUGAAUUCAGAGGUAUAUCCCAUGAGGGAAGGUGAGAAAUUCUCAAUGGCUCUAACUUCCACAAUCAAUUUGGAUGGAACACCUGAUACUGGCUAUUUCACUCAGGGCAAUCGCAAGACAUUGGCCGAUGAAUAUGAAUACGUCAUGCAAGGGAAGCUUUUCAAAAUUUCAGAAGGUUCUAAACGUGAUCCCAAAGCGGAGGUAAAUGCUUCAUUUGGUGGCCUUUUGAUGAUGCUGAAGGGGGAAGCCUCUCAAUUCAAGAACUUUGAACUUGAUCAGAGGAUGUUUCUCCUCAUAAGGAAGCUAUGAGACUUGACAGUAUCCAAUGUGGAAUGGUCUAUAGCUCUCUCCUAAGAGGAACAUUUUUAGGCUUUUCUUAUGUAAACUUGUGCUGAACCUUGACGGUUCAGAUUAAGCCUGUGUUGAGUAGAGGGCUCCCUGACAGGUUGCUACAUAAAGUCUAAAGAGUAGUGUGCAGGCAUGAAAUGCUAUGACAUUGACAGUUUAAAAUUUAUGUUGUCAAAAUUAAACUCUUGCCAAGCGCCCAUGAUCUUUGGAUGGCUCAUGAAUAGUAAUAACCAUUCUAGUGCAGCCAUAAUGGUUUUUUUAACC